Messenger RNA from Salvia miltiorrhiza (redroot sage), 1376 nucleotides. Its product is annotated as casein kinase II subunit alpha-2-like. Gene Ontology annotation, cellular component: cytosol; protein kinase CK2 complex; nucleus. The record is from RefSeq and is a predicted model, not a curated record. Lineage: Eukaryota; Viridiplantae; Streptophyta; Magnoliopsida; Lamiales; Lamiaceae. The transcript is spliced from 10 exons. Bases 213 to 1217 code for a protein of 334 amino acids. Gene Ontology annotation, biological process: protein phosphorylation. Gene Ontology annotation, molecular function: ATP binding; protein serine/threonine kinase activity.
UACAAUUUAGAAUAAAAAUGAAAAUGAAAAGGCCAAUAGUUGGAGUGCUCCACAAAUUUAAAGCUGGGCUAAUACUAAACUAAGCUCAGUAGGCCGCUGGCGCACUACUCCGGAAUUUCGCUCGUGUCGCUUGCGCCGGCUGCUCGUUUAUCCGCCGUCGCCUCAUCCUUAUAUAUCUCACAUAGAUCUACGGAUUCCUACCGCCGGAGAUCAUGUCGAAAGCGCGGGUCUAUACCGACGUGAAUGUGCUGCGCCCCAGGGAAUACUGGGAUUACGAAAACCUAGCUGUGCAGUGGGGCGACCAGGAUGAUUAUGAGGUUGUGCGCAAAGUUGGACGGGGGAAAUACAGUGAAGUUUUUGAAGGUAUAAAUGUCAACAACAACGAGCGAUGCAUAAUCAAGAUUCUGAAACCUGUUAAGAAGAAAAAGAUCAAGAGAGAGAUCAAAAUACUACAGAACCUGCGUGGGGGACCAAAUGUUGUCAAGCUGUUAGACAUUGUUAGAGAUCAACACUCGAAAACUCCUAGCUUGAUAUUUGAAUUUGUGAAUAGUACAGAUUUUAAAGUUUUGUACCCUACAUUGACGGAUUACGACAUACGUUACUACAUAUAUGAGCUCCUCAAGGCACUAGAUUAUUGUCACUCACAGGGAAUAAUGCACAGAGAUGUAAAGCCGCAUAAUGUAAUGAUAGACCAUGAGUUGCGUAAACUUCGCCUGAUUGAUUGGGGCCUUGCUGAAUUCUAUCACCCUGGGAAGGAAUAUAAUGUCCGUGUUGCUUCAAGAUACUUCAAGGGUCCAGAACUUCUUGUUGAUUUGCAAGAUUAUGACUAUUCUUUGGAUAUGUGGAGCCUGGGUUGCAUGUUUGCAGGAAUGAUUUUCCGCAAGGAACCUUUCUUUUAUGGACAUGAUAACCAGGAUCAACUCGUGAAAAUUGCUAAGGUGCUUGGAACUGAUGAGUUGAACGCCUAUUUGCAUAAAUACCAUUUGGAGCUUGAUCCUCAACUUGAAGCUCUUGUUGGAAGACACAGCAGGAAACCUUGGUCGAAAUUCAUCAACUCUGAUAAUCAGCAUCUUGUGUCACCCGAGGCUAUAGAUUUCCUCGACAAACUCCUGCGCUACGACCAUCAAGAUAGGCUCACAGCCAGAGAGGCCAUGGCCCACCCUUAUUUCUCUCAAGUAAGAGCAGCAGAGAAUAGCCGCACGCGCACCCAGUCAUGAAUUCUCUUGUAUACAGAUUUAAUGUACCAAUUGGGUUAGACUUCGUCUAGUCUAUCUGGACCUGUUUUUCAAUCUCAAGCAUGCAUUAAUAUAAUAUCAUUAUAGUAUGCUUCUCUUUCUGUGAACUAUAAUUUAUACAAUUGUGCUAUCUUUAAAGCU